This is a messenger RNA of Ailuropoda melanoleuca (giant panda), 2310 nucleotides long. RefSeq names its product cylicin 1 (gene CYLC1). The transcript has 5 exons. Bases 1 to 2310 code for a protein of 769 amino acids. Gene Ontology annotation, cellular component: nucleus; acrosomal matrix. The record is from RefSeq and is a predicted model, not a curated record. Gene Ontology annotation, molecular function: structural constituent of cytoskeleton. Lineage: Eukaryota; Metazoa; Chordata; Mammalia; Carnivora; Ursidae.
AUGCAUCGGCUUCAGACACCCCACCUGGGCCCAUGCUAUGUGGAGCACCCCAGAGCACUACCAUCCAUUCCAGGCUUGGCUCCACCCACCUGGCCAAGGCACCACUGUGCUGAGUACCUUAAGACACCCUCAUUUGCACCCAGUUCAGCUUCAGCAAUUUUGCCAGAUCACCCUCAGUGUGGAAAGCCAGGACACCCAGGACUGUACCUGAUUCAGGUUCAGCUGUCCUGCCAGGACACAUUUUUCAUGGAGAACCCCAGGAUCACAACAACCCAUGCCCAUUUUAGCUUUAACAGCCCUCCCAAGAUGCCCUCGACACCAAGCAUCCCAAGACCUCUCACCCUGUACCUCAUUUCAGCUCCAGCCACUCCUCAGGGCACCCUCUGUUCAGAGAAUUCAGGAACAACUUGGUUUACAUCCACAUCUGCUUCAGUUAUCCUGCCAAGGCAAGAAGUAAACAUCAGAACAAAUGAUAAUUCCAUAUCAAUCAAUGAAUCAAGCAGAAGAUUAUGGAAUCAAGAUUACUUUACUUUGACAUUUCCCAAACCACUCCAGCCAGGUAGAAAAAAGAGAUCAAGACCUUCAGAAUCACAAAUCUCAGUUCCUAGACAUGACAAAAGAAAAUUAGAGGAAGUUUGGAAGCCAGCUCAUAUAAGGAUAAGGCAUUCUUUAAAAAAAUUUUCCCAAAGGCCAUCUGUUUACUUAACUGUCAGGAGACAGGCUCCAUUCAGAAAUCCUUAUACUCUUAAAGCCCAUCCUGAAAAUGGAGAACGUAAAAAGCCCAAAGAUGACAAAAAAGGAAGAACUUUGCAGAGAAUUUCCAAGAAAAGCAAAGGCCUACAUGAAACAACUACAGAAUCUAAAAUGGUAAAUGAUGAGAAACCUAAAAGAGGAAAUAAAGAAGAUAAAACUCCAUCAAAGUUAUCACAUAAAAGUGAGCUAUCUAAGGAUUCAAAGUACAAAUUAGAAAUAAAUCCAGAAUCCAAUGAUUUUAAGGCAGUCUCAAUGUAUCCAAAAAAAGAUAAGAAAGAUUCAAAGAUUUCCAAGGAGACAUAUAAUGAAUUCAUAUGUGCAAAGAAGGAUUCAAAGGGCUCAAUGAAAAAUUCUGAUACCAAAUCACAGACUUGCUCAAAAAAUAUUUCAAAUAUGGAUUUCAUACUGUAUUUAGAGGAGUCCAUUGCUGAAUCCACAAAAUGUGAAAUGUGGUUAAAGAAUUACUCUCAGAAUAAUUCAAAGAAGCCUUCGAAGAAGGACACAAAAAAGGAUGCAAAGAAAACCUCUGAUGCUGAGUCUGUAGACUCAAAAGAUGCAAAGAAAGAUAAGAAAGGUGUAAAAAAAGACAACAAGAAGAAGGAUGCAAAGAAAGACACAGAGUCUACUGAUGCAGAAUCUGUAGACUCAAAGGAUGCAAAGAAAGAUUCAAAGAAGGCUAAGAAAGGCUCAAAGAAAAAUGACAAGAAAAAGGAUACAAAGAAGGAUGCAGUGGCUACUGAUGCUGAAACAGAGUCUGAAUUGGAGACAAAGAAUUUGAAAAAAUUUGAAAAGAAGGAUAAGAAAGAUUCAAAAAAAUAUAACAAAAAAAAGGAUGCCAAGAAGGAUGUAGUGUCUACUGACACUGAUUCUGAAUCUGAAUGGGAUUCAACAAAGGGCAAAAAUAAUGAAAAAAAGGAUAAGAGAAAUUCAAAGAAAGAUGACAAAAAUAAGUUUGCAAUGAAAUCUGAAGAGUCUACUGAAACCGAAUCUGAUUGGGAAUCAAAGAAGGAUAAGUACAAUUCAAAGAAGACUAAGAAAGAUUCAAAGAAAGAUGCCAAGAAACAGGAUGCAAAGAAGGGCAUAGAGUCUACUGAUGCAGAAUCUGAUGAAUCUUCCAAGAAAGACUCAAAGAAGCCUGAGACAUUCAAAAGCUCAGAUGCUGAAUCUGAAGAGUCACUAUAUAAACUUGGCACUAAAAAGAGAGUUGCUGAUGAAUCAGAUGCCACAUCUACAGAUUCAAAGAAGAAAGCACUGGAACUGAAGAGAGAAUUCAAAACGGCAUCCAAAAAGACCACAUUCAAAGAAAAAGGGAAAAAAACAGGUACAGGUAGAGUCCCUCCAUCAAGAGAAAGACCACCACUACCUCCAUGUGAGCCUUUGCUACCAUCACCCAAGUUCAAACGUCUCUGUCGGUGUCAGAUGCCUCCUGCACCUCAAAAACCAAGAUAUGCUCCUUUGCUACUGGUCCGUGAGUCCGGCCGGCUCCCUAGUGCAGGAGGCUACUGUUUCCGGGCACCCAAGCGCAGCGGCUCCCUCCCCCUUCCAUUUCUCUUCUGA